Nematocida ausubeli is the source of this 468-nucleotide messenger RNA. RefSeq lists its product as uncharacterized. The record is from RefSeq and is a predicted model, not a curated record. The coding region runs from base 1 to 468 and encodes 155 amino acids. NCBI's taxonomy places the organism in Eukaryota, Fungi, Microsporidia. The transcript has a single exon.
AUGGUUAAUAACUGUAACAAUAACAACUGCAAUAAUAAUAACUGCAACAACAACAAUAAUAAUAACUGCAAUAGCACAGGGUCUGCUGGUAUGAGCAGCCCAUGUCCACCUGGUGACUGCACAAAAGUCUGCACAAAUGACCCGCAGAAUCAAGCAGUCCAGGGCCAGGAGCAAAUGAACUAUAAGAUGUGUUUGCCAAAGGACAUUUCCCCUAGUGAUGUGAAAAUAACGGAAAUUAAACGAGGAGAGGGUGGAGAAGUAAAAAUACAAUAUAAAAAAGAGAAGAAAGUAGACGAAGACUCCUAUAAGGAAUGCAGCCAAGAAGAAGGAUGUGUCUGUUUUACAAUUAAUCCUAACAGAAGGAUUAAGUCCGUAAAAAUAGAAAAUGGCAAGAUAGAAGUAGAUUUAGAAGAAGGAAAAGCAUCAGACAGGGAAAUUAUUCCAUCUUUACCAGAGCCUGCGAAAUAG